Messenger RNA from Penicillium argentinense, 327 nucleotides. RefSeq names its product putative copper resistance protein Crd2. The record is from RefSeq and is a predicted model, not a curated record. NCBI's taxonomy places the organism in Eukaryota, Fungi, Ascomycota, Eurotiomycetes, Eurotiales, Aspergillaceae. Bases 1 to 327 code for a protein of 108 amino acids. The transcript is spliced from 3 exons.
AUGGUCCACCCCGCUUCCACCUGCUGCAAGACCUCCCAGGACGGAGGCUGCGUCUGCGCCGCGCAGGCCAAGUGCUCCUGCGGCAAGGAGAACGCCCUCCACUGCUCCUGCAACAAGUCUGCCACCGAGAACACCAUCUCCGGGCCCCGCUGCUCUUGUCGCUCCCGUCCCGCUGGCCAGUGCACCUGUGAGCGCGCCGUGACCGAGAACCAGGCUAUUUCCGGCGAGACCUGCCCCUGCGGCAGCCGUCCCUCUGCUUCCUGCACCUGCGAGAAGGCCGAGGGUAUUGAGUCCGCUCUUGAGGUCGACUUCACCACCCGCUCUUGA